This is a messenger RNA of Ophidiomyces ophidiicola, 1533 nucleotides long. RefSeq names its product mtDNA inheritance, partitioning of the mitochondrial organelle (gene DML1). Gene Ontology annotation, cellular component: cytoplasm. Bases 1 to 1533 code for a protein of 510 amino acids. The record is from RefSeq and is a predicted model, not a curated record. The transcript is spliced from 4 exons. Lineage: Eukaryota; Fungi; Ascomycota; Eurotiomycetes; Onygenales; Onygenaceae. Gene Ontology annotation, biological process: mitochondrion distribution.
AUGUCCAGGUCCGGCACUGCAUUCCAAGAUUCAACAAACCAAGCUAAUUUUUCACAGGAGUCCUAUUUUACAUAUUCUGACCAAGAAACGUCCCCAGUUGAUCAUGAUAUUAGUUUUCGGCCUGGAUUAGGGGCGGAUGGUUCGGAGACAUUCACGCCACGAACAAUAAUCUAUGACCUCAAAGGCGGGUUUGGUUCCCUCCGACAAUACAAUUCUCUUUACGAGCCGGAUGACGGCCAUGGAUUACCCAGAAGUUUAUGGGACGGCAAUGAAGCUACCCACAAGCAACCCGCGAUUCCUCAAAACGAGUAUCAAAAAUGCCUAGAGCUCGGUCUGCCGCCCCCCAAGCUCACGGCUGAAACUGUAAGGUAUUGGUCUGAUUUUAACCGAUUGUUUUAUCAUCCGAAAUCUAUUGUCCAGUUAAACGAAUACGACAUCAAUUCUCAAUUGCUGCCGUUUGAAGAUUGGUCACUCGGCGAAGGUCUUUUUAGCAACCUUGAUCGAGAAUAUGACCUCCUUGAUCGCGACUUCAGGCCAUUUGCGGAAGAAUGUGAUCAACUGCGAGGGAUUCAAGUGUUUACUGGAACAGAUGAUGCCUGGGGCGGCUUUGCAGCUAGGUACAUCGACAGACUUAGUGAUGAAUUUGGCAAGAAAAAUAUCUGGGUAUGGGCCUUGGAUAAUGGGACUAGAGUGGACAAGGCCCAACAACUCCUUAGGGCAAAGAAUUCUGCCAGAUCGAUCAGCAACAUGGCUAACCAAGUAACUGCAUACGUUCCCAUUUUGACACCACCUUUCAAGACACCCAGAUAUGUAAAUUUUGCCUGUCAAUCAGAAUGGUACUUUUCAGCGGUGACUUCAAUGGCUGUUGAAAGUGUUACUUUACCAACACGCCUGCGUUGGUAUGAUGGGCUUGAGUCGUGGUUGUUCGAAAACGCAAGUCCACAACGCAUAUUCGCGCUCGGUGCCACUAUACAAAUAGAAGGAACAGAGCCGGGAUUCGCCAAUCAAUCGACCCGAAACAACUGCAUAAGCCUAAAAGAUAAUGAUGCCGACGAUGCAGAGCAAAGCGAACUUUCUCUUGAUUUGAAUUUCUCGUCAAUUGGGCCAGCAGAUCGACAUAAUGGUGAUGAGCAUGUUUUCCACCAAGUCCGGGUCGUGCGCAAUUCUCAAGAAGACAAAGGGCAACCGCACCAACGGCAAGUUGGCCAAAAUUUGACUGUUCAGCGAUUGAUGCAACAUCAUGGGCAUGCUCCCAGCAUCUUCAGCAACUUUAAAUCCUCCCUAGAAUUCCCAAUCCUUGAUUCCUUUCCUUCCGAUUUAAUUCGAAAUCAAUCUCGAACAGGAUCGACACUAAGCGUCGAAGUCGCAUUAUCCGCAACAAGCACCAUUGGCAAACAGAUUGAUGCCCUUCGAGAAACUAUUGGGAAACGCACUAAGGUUGAAGAGCGUGAAGAUCUUCUCAACGGCCUUAGCGAGUUGUCAGAGAUGUAUCAGGCUCACUGGGAAGACGAUUCCGAUUAUGGGGACGAUUAA